AAAAUCUCCUGCUUGUAACUUUGGCUAGCCACAGCUGGUGCAGAGAGUUAGGAUUACAAUGCUGCUAAUAUUUUAAGUAAAGAAGAUGGGGGCUUGAUAUGGGGGUCUGUGAAGAAGCAUUCCCGAGCAGAGAUACACGGGCUGAGGUGUGCCUUUUAUCGUAUUGGAACUGAAGCGCUAUGGAGCAGUACACGGCGAAUAGUAACAGUUCCACAGAGCAGAUCGUUGUGCAGGCUGGACAGAUUCAGCAGCAGCAGCAGGGUGGUGUCACUGCUGUCCAGUUGCAGACUGAGGCCCAGGUGGCAUCCGCCUCAGGCCAGCAAGUCCAGACCCUCCAGGUAGUCCAGGGUCAACCACUAAUGGUACAAGUAAGCGGAGGUCAGCUGAUCACAUCAACUGGCCAGCCGAUCAUGGUGCAGGCUGUGCCUGGGGGUCAGGGCCAGACAAUCAUGCAAGUCCCCGUUUCUGGAACACAGGGACUGCAGCAGAUUCAGUUGGUCCAGCCAGGUCAGAUUCAGAUUCAAGGUGGGCAGGCUGUGCAGGUACAGGGGCAGCAGGGCCAGACCCAGCAGAUCAUUAUACAGCAGCCACAGACUGCAGUUACUGCUGGCCAGACACAGACCCAGCAACAAAUAGCAGUUCAAGGACAACAGGUAGCACAAGCAGCUGAAGGCCAGACCAUAGUCUAUCAGCCAGUUAAUGCUGAUGGAACCAUUCUCCAACAAGUUACAGUCCCUGUUACAGGCAUGAUCACCAUUCCAGCAGCCAGUUUGGCUGGAGCGCAAAUUGUCCAAACGGGAGCCAACACCAAUACAACCAGUAGUGGACAAGGGACUGUCACAGUGACGCUGCCAGUUGCUGGAAAUGUUGUCAAUUCAGGUGGAAUGGUUAUGAUGGUACCUGGAGCUGGAUCAGUACCAGCUAUCCAGAGAAUACCUUUGCCUGGAGCAGAAAUGCUGGAAGAAGAGCCCCUCUAUGUAAAUGCCAAGCAGUAUCACCGGAUCCUUAAGAGGAGGCAGGCACGUGCUAAACUUGAAGCAGAGGGAAAAAUUCCCAAAGAAAGAAGGAAAUAUUUGCAUGAAUCUCGGCAUCGUCAUGCCAUGGCCAGGAAGCGGGGAGAAGGUGGACGUUUCUUCUCACCAAAGGAAAAAGACAGCCCUCAUAUGCAGGAUCCAUCUCAGGCCAAUGAAGAAGCAAUGACACAGAUGAUCAGAGUCUCCUAACCACUGCUUAAAGAAAAAAAAUAACUGAACAGAAUUCCCGUCCCUUCUGCAAGUCUGUCCUACCUUUCCAGCGUAUCAAGCGAGUCUUUCAACGGGACAAUCACCAUAUCACAGCCUAUCCUUUUCUACAGAACAAGCACCACGUUUUCAGUAUGUGGUCGAGAUUUUAACUGCAGUUGACUCAACAAAUAGAAACUGAACGACUUUCUUGGUAUACUCUUCUGAUCCAGCGCAGCGAUUUCAGAGUCUGACUGUUCAUGCCUUUUUUUUUUUUUUUUUUCCCCCUUUUAAACAUCUCUUGCAUUAAGAUUGGCUAUGGGUGAGAGUGUGCCACUGACUCAGUGAUCAGCAAUAACUCUGGCAUGCUGAAGCAGGGCCAGGAAAGACCUCUUGGAGUUACGGCCCUUGGUACAGAGACAUAAUCCAGUUUAUAGCAACCAGCACUGACGUGGCUACACCACAGUACUUUGUUUUCCCAGCAGAGACUUGUUAUUUACAUCCAUUCCUUACACCUUUGGACUGUAUUGUCAACUGAACUGUUCCCUGUUGUUGCAUCUGCACUUCUGAAACUGGCAGAAACUGAAGGGGGUUCUUUUAAGUUCCACCUUGUAAAAUAUGUAAACAGCAAGCUCUUCUCUGGGAAAAGUUCAGCCAUCCAGUCACAAUGAUAGAAAUAUUUCAAGAUUAUUACAGGACUUGAUAUGUCGUGUAUCUGUUCCAAGAAGUAAGAGGGGAGAGGGUGAUGUGGGGAUAAGGAUUUAAAUAGUAAAAGUAAUCUCUUGGUGUUUUUUGGUAUGUUUAUUGCCAGUGGUUGUUGCUUUGGAAGAAAAGUGGAUGCUAGUAUAAAAAGGAUUAAAACUUCUAAGUGACUCUCUUCCAAAAGAUUUCUUUUUUUAAUCUUCCUUCUAACUUGCCAGUCCAGUGCAUGGUUCCUCCAAAAGACGCAAAAUCUGCAAUCUCCGAGUAAUAGCACUUGACCAUCUUUGUGAUGGUGUUUCUUGAUGUCUGUUCUAAAUCAGUUCCACAAUUCUCUCAUUCUACACAGAGUGAGGGAUUGUUUCAUGACAGCAGAAGCAUAGGGCAACUCAACUCGGCUCAUCCUGAUGUAACUGAAGGACUGUUAACCAAAUGAAGGCAGAUAUUGAUGAACCUUUCGGGCUUUUUAUAGACUAUCCUCUUUAAAUUAAAAAAAAAAUGUGGCACUUAAUGAAGGAGGAGUACUUACAUUUAAAAAAAAGGAUUUUUUCAUGACCUAUAGCUGGCUUCUGGCUGAGUAUCUCGACAAAACAUAUCAUUAUCUUUAAUUCCAUAGCUCAUUACAGAUUUUAAGCUUGCUCCAUUCUUAAUGAUUUGAAAUUUGGCGAUGGAAGCUGUAGUUCAUAAGCAUUUUAACAGGUGAUACCUGCGUCUUUCCAUGCCUGUCUCCUCCCAUCUUGAAUGAGUUUUACAGGCUCUCUGUGUAUCACCUGCACGCUAUAGUCCCAUCUCUUCCAAUUUUUGUGUUCUGUAAAACAUAAAACUGCAUCACAGCAGUUAAGCAUGGAUUGGAAAUAUUGCCAGGCAUUGUUAUUGAGGGAGGUGAUUAUGAACCUGAAUAGGUAAAGCAGCAAAGGGUGGGGUGUUUUUGAGGAAAGCAUCCAAGGACAGGAGAGACUGGUUUAAAUUCAGUGAAUUCUGUUUUCAAGUGACA
This is a messenger RNA of Aptenodytes forsteri (emperor penguin), 2913 nucleotides long. It is a transcript of the gene NFYA, whose product is annotated as nuclear transcription factor Y subunit alpha. Gene Ontology annotation, molecular function: RNA polymerase II cis-regulatory region sequence-specific DNA binding; DNA-binding transcription factor activity, RNA polymerase II-specific. Gene Ontology annotation, cellular component: CCAAT-binding factor complex. The record is from RefSeq and is a predicted model, not a curated record. Lineage: Eukaryota; Metazoa; Chordata; Aves; Sphenisciformes; Spheniscidae. Bases 180 to 1223 code for a protein of 347 amino acids. The transcript has 10 exons. Gene Ontology annotation, biological process: regulation of transcription by RNA polymerase II.